Molecule: messenger RNA, 1146 nt
Organism: Neurospora crassa OR74A
Lineage: Eukaryota; Fungi; Ascomycota; Sordariomycetes; Sordariales; Sordariaceae
Exons: 2
Coding region: 1-1146 (381 amino acids)
Source: RefSeq, a predicted model, not a curated record
AUGGAUUUCUUUCUACCCUUUAUCGGCGUACUCGGAUCCCAGGCAUUGCUAUCUGCUCGGAAUAUCUUUGGCGCAGGGCAAACCACUAAGCCUACGUCGACGGAGAGCGUCAGCACAUAUCAGGACCCGUGGAGUGAGUCAUCCAUUGAGUCUUCUGGGUGCGACAAGCCUGUCGUUGCUUCCACAACAAGCGAAAAGAAGGAUUGCGCAAACGACGAUACAAGCGCGGUGAAGAAGCAGAACAAAGACCCCAGGAUGACGCAUAUCGGCGCGGACGUAAGCGCAUCAAAGUCGGAUGAGAGCAAAGUAUCAACGGACAAAAACCCCCCGACUGCCAAUUCUGACGACGAGAUGAUCCUCGACUGUAUCACGGUUCAAUCCCACUUUGUCAUUGGCAUCACUUCUUCGCCGACCGACAACCAACCUAUUACCAGCAGCCUCAAGAAGAGAAAGUGGGAGGAAUCGGUCCGCACAUCUCUCUUCGACGUGCUUCACAGCCCAAGCCCCAAGAAGCGUCUCACCAGAAGCCCUCCUGCUACUACAGCCAGGGGCAUCUCUUUCAACACCCGCACUCCACUUCGCAAUACCACGGCGACCAAAACCGAUGACCACCUGGCCGACACUCCGACCCCAUCCAAGAUCCGACUUCGCCUUACCUCCCCCGUGCAGAUGGCCGUCUACAACAGCAAAGUUGCACGCACCCCGAGUUCGGAGCCCGAGGUGUCCAACUCAUCCGUUGGAGGCGCGCCCGACAUGGAGUGGACCGAGAAGGACAUGGCGAAGAAGAAGGAGAAACCCAAGGCAGGAGAGAGUGUCGACCAAAGGCCCAAGACACAGACACCCCGUCAUCGUAUCCGCCAGCGUACGUCGCAAAAGACCUGGGACGACCUAAGUGUCGUUGACCAUAGGGGGCUGCUGGACACCAAGGCCAACCAACAAAACUCGACUGGAACGCCGCGACGGAAACUUCAGCAGUGCAAGUGGGUGCGGUAUCGGGAACCGGAGAUCAAUGUCUUGAUGCCUGAUGCGAUGGUGAAUGGGCGGGUGCCGAGGUUGGUGUUGACGGAUCCGGAGGGCAGACAUUAUUCGCUGGAGGAUAUGCGGUUUUCGAUGCAGAUGGCGUUGUCGAGGAAUCGAAGUGGGUAA